UACCCUCUUUUUGUGAACUAAAGAACGGGGUGGGGGGGCUAAUCCGAGGCGUUUCUCUCUGUCCGUCUGUCUAUCCUCCCCUCUCCCCCUCGCCUGUUUUUAAACCCCUUAGUUAGAGGCAGGGUGCAAAUUAAAAGCCACCACCACUACCAUCUCCUUUAGGAGAUACUCCGGCCCGCCGCACACCUGCCUGGCUGGCAAGGCAGAGCAGGCAGGCAGGCAGGGACUAGCGGGACGGACGGCCGCGGGAGCGGGCCGGCCUCGCCCCUCGGUAGUGCCCGCGGCGGCAGAAGACGAGCGGCUGCUGCAGGGGGACCAUCUUGCCGCUGCUCCUCCGGCGACGUCUCCGUGCGGCGGAGGGGCCGGCUGGGAGGGGAGGGAGAGCCUGCUGCUCGGGGGCUCUGUUUACGUACACACAUAGCUGCGAGCGGGGAGUUUCUCCUGCCGGCGCGUCCUGCGAGCUGCCUGGAGAAUCCCAUUCGGAGCUCUGCCGAGCGGGGCGGGAGAGGAGAGCUGAGGCAGGGCAUGAGUUUUAGCGCGAAAAGCGGCGCUUCGCUGAGCUCCCGGGCAGCGCGGUGGUGGUGGCGGCAGCAGCCGUCCUGCGCCGCGGCAGCUCCUGCCUGGUCCUUCGGCGGCAGCUGGUCGCGGCCCAUCCUGGACAUGUCCUACUCCCGUCAGUUUCUGGAUUUCCAGGGCUCGUCCAUCCCCAGCUCCAUGAAGAAGCUGGUGGUGACGAAGCUGAGCCAAAACUUCAGGGAAGCGGUCACCCUGCAGCAGGACUCGCCCGUGCCACUCCCGGGAGACGGAGACCUCCUGGUCAGGAACAGAUUUGUCGGCAUCAAUGCAUCUGAUAUAAACUACUCAGCUGGUCGAUAUGACGCCUCAGUUAAACCCCCCUUUGAUAUAGGCUUUGAAGGUGUCGGUGAAGUGGUAGCGUUAGGACUCAGUGCUAGUGCAGAUUACUCCGUGGGUCAGGCUGUGGCCUACGUGAAAGCAGGUUCCUUUGCUGAGUACACAGUUGUGCCAGCCAGACAAGCAGUCCCUCUACCCUCAGUGAAACCCGAGUUCCUCACUUUAAUGGUAAGUGGCGCAACUGCAUACCUCAGUUUGAAAGAGCUGGGAGACCUGUCUGAAGGCCAGAAGGUUCUGGUGACAGCAGCAGCUGGAGGAACGGGCCAGUUCGCUGUGCAGCUUGCAAAGAAGGCAAACUGCCAUGUAAUCGGAACCUGCUCCAGUGAUGAAAAGGGUGGCUUUCUGAAAUCUAUUGGCUGUGACCGUACCAUCAACUACAAAACUGAAAAUGUCGAAUCUGUGCUUAGGAAGGACUACCCCGAAGGUGUGGAUGUGGUGUAUGAAUCUGUUGGAGGAAAGAUGUUUGACUUGGCUCUCAAUGCCUUGGCUAUCAAAGGGCGCCUGAUAGUUAUUGGGUUUAUCGCUGGCUACCAAAACCCCACUGGCCUCCAGCCCGUUAAAGCAGAGUUAUUGCCAGCAAAACUAUUGAAGAAGUCUGCUAGCGUCCGGGGUUUCUUCUUGAACCAUUACCUUUCUGACUACAAAAUGGCUCUGCAGCAUUUGCUCAAGAUGUAUGAAAGAGGAGACCUGGUUUGCGAGGUGGACUUUGGAGACAUGUCUCCUGAGGGCAAGUUCACUGGCUUGGAAUCUGUAUUCCGUGCUGUAGAUUACAUGUACAUGGGAAAAAACAUUGGAAAAAUUGUAGUUGAAUUACCUCACUCUGUCAACAGUAAGCUGUAAAAACAGAACAAUGAUAUAAAUCAGAAGAGAGAAAAUGGGCACUUUAUGCCUCAGAUUUACUAGAAACAAUUUCUUUUUUUAAGCUUAGUAAUGGAUAUUAUAUUAAAAAACAGCAUUAAAGUGUUAAUAAAAAGGGAUGGGUUGGCUGGGUUUUUUUCGUUUGUUUGUUUUUAUUUUCUUAGAAGUGUUUAAAUCAGUGGCUGUAGCAGGGACAUAAUGGGCCUGUGUUUGAUAUUGUCACUUAGGUUAGCAUGAGACAAGAACAUUGUUCUUGACAGAAUAAGUCUUGAUGCAGAGGCAGAUUUAGUCUGUCAGCCUGAUUUGAUAAGACUUCAUCUGUAGUUCACCUCAGAAAAAAAAAAUCUUUCAGCAAUUUUGAUUCCCUGAUUUAAAAAUAAAAUUGUUAGAACAAGAAUAAGUAAAGAAUUGUAUCUUUGGGUUGCUCUAUUAAUCUUUUGAAGUUUCUAGGAAAAAAAUGCUCUUGAUUUUCUGUCACAAACAUGAUAAUCAUAAUUCAGUUGCAUCAUGGAUCAUAGUAAUAUUCCUUGACUGGUUACACAGGGAAAUUUAUCCUCCAAUUCUGACAUGUCAGUAAUAUUAAGCAACUUGACUUUUUUUUUUAAUCCUGUCUUUCAUAACUAUAAACAACUGCGCAAUUUUCUUUUAAAUCUUUAACUACCAGUUGCAAUGUAGUCUCAUUUUGUUGCCUUUUCAUUUUGUUGCCUUUUCAUUUUCCACUGUUUAUUGUCCAGUCUCCCCUUUAGUCAGCUAUUGGAAUGGGAUUUUGAGCCAUGUUCAUGUGUGUUCAUGCCCUGUAUAUUUUUU
This is a messenger RNA of Zonotrichia leucophrys gambelii, 2577 nucleotides long. It is a transcript of the gene PTGR3, whose product is annotated as prostaglandin reductase 3. The transcript is spliced from 2 exons. Lineage: Eukaryota; Metazoa; Chordata; Aves; Passeriformes; Passerellidae. The record is from RefSeq and is a predicted model, not a curated record. Gene Ontology annotation, molecular function: zinc ion binding. Gene Ontology annotation, cellular component: mitochondrion. The coding region runs from base 526 to 1752 and encodes 408 amino acids.